AUUCCAUCAACAACUCUACACUACUUUCAUUCUGGUUUCGUUUCUCCUUCAACCUAACAACUUCUUUCGAUAAACACCCAAAAACCCAGAAAAAUGUCUGUUGAGAAUUUAGCUUUUUCUUUCUUUUUAUUACCUGCAAUUUCAGUUCUCUCUCUACCCAUUUUUUUCUCUUUCAUUCUCUUCCUUUCCGUAUUCACUUUUUUGUUGUACCCAGGUGGGCUAGCAUGGGCCGUUUCUCUUUUCAAAACCUCGGGUCGCAGGCAUUCCGCAAUUCCAGGCCCAUCGGGUCUUCCCCUUGUUGGACUCGGUUUUGCUUUCACCUCUGAAACUACCCAUAGAGUCCUUGCUAGUAUAGCCAAAAAGCUUAAUGCUACACCAUUAAUGGCGUUUUCUGUUGGGUUAACUCGGUAUAUAAUAGCGAGUCAGCCCGAGUUAGCUAAGGAGAUUUUAAACAGUUCUGAGUUUGCUGAUCGUCCUAUUAAAGAGUCUGCAUAUGAACUACUCUUUAACAGGGCAAUGGGUUUUGCUCCAUUUGGUGAUUAUUGGAGGAAUUUAAGGAGAAUUUCUGCUACUUACCUUUUUAGCCCAUCAAGAAUUUCAUGUUUUGGGGUUUUUAGGGAAGAAAUUGGUAGAAAAAUGGUGGAAGAAGUAAAAAAUUUGAGGGGUAAAAAUGGAAAUGUUGAGAUUAAAAAUGUUUUACAUUUUGGGUCUUUAAACAAUAUUAUGAUGAGUGUUUUUGGGAAAGGGUAUGAUUUCUUUGGAGGGAAUGGGAAUGGGGAUGAAGGUGAAGAACUUGAAGGGUUAGUUAAGGAAGGGUAUGAAUUACUUGGGAUAUUUAAUUGGGGUGACCAUUUAGCCCCUUUAAAGUUGUUAGAUUUACAAGGGGUUAGAAGUAGGAGCAAAACCCUAGUUGAGAAGGUGAAUGUUUUUGUGGGAAGAAUCAUAGAAGAACAUAAAAUGGAUAGGAAUAUUAAAAAUGGUGUUAAAGGUGAAAAUGAUGGUUCUUCUAAAGAUUUUGUUGAUGUACUUCUUGAUUUGGAAGAUGGGGAGAACAAACUUGAUGACUCUGAUAUGAUUGCUCUUCUUUGGGAAAUGAUAUUUAGAGGGACUGAUACAAUAGCAAUUCUCCUUGAAUGGAUACUUGCUAGAAUGGUUUUACACCCGGAUAUUCAAGCCAAAGCCCAAUCCGAAAUCGACACCAUUCUUGGAACCGACCCGGUAACCGAUUCAGACCUCCCUAAGCUUCCCUACCUCCAAGCCAUUAUCAAGGAAACCCUCCGGGUCCACCCACCCGGUCCACUUCUCUCAUGGGCUCGUCUCUCUAUUCACGACACCCAAGUCGGGCCCCACUUCAUCCCAGCUGGAACCACUGCAAUGGUUAACAUGUGGGCUAUAACCCAUGAUGAGAAAAUCUGGCCGAACCCAAAUGAAUUCAAACCCGAACGUUUCAUGGAGGAGAAUGUUCCCAUCAUGGGUUCGGAUCUCCGACUUGCUCCGUUUGGAGCGGGUCGGAGGGUCUGUCCCGGUAAGGCAAUGGGUAUGGCGACGGUGCAGCUUUGGUUGGCACAAAUGUUGCAGAACUUUAAAUGGGUUCCUGCUGCUGAUCAAGGUGUUGACUUGACUGAAUGCCUUAAGCUAUCUAUGGAAAUGAAGAAGCCCUUAGUUUGUAGGGCUGUCCCAAGAGUUGCUUAAAUUUUGUGUUACUUGUUGGUGUUAUUUUUAAGACUUAAGAUAAGGAUGUUUGCUCCAUGAUUUUGCACAUCUUUGUAUGGAGGAGACUCUAAAGGCUUUAAGAAUAAUUAAAUCUUUAAGUUUUAACCCAUUAUAAUUUGUAUUUUGAAUUAGUAAAUUAAGUAUUUCUGAUGUAAAAGCUCAGCUUUCAAGUUUUCAACUUUUUUUUAUUUUUUAUUUUUAUGAUAUGAAUAAUAUUGCAAAUUAUAA
Messenger RNA from Amaranthus tricolor (Joseph's coat), 1941 nucleotides. RefSeq names its product cytochrome P450 78A5-like. The record is from RefSeq and is a predicted model, not a curated record. NCBI's taxonomy places the organism in Eukaryota, Viridiplantae, Streptophyta, Magnoliopsida, Caryophyllales, Amaranthaceae. Bases 94 to 1692 code for a protein of 532 amino acids. The transcript has 2 exons. Gene Ontology annotation, molecular function: iron ion binding; monooxygenase activity; heme binding.